Molecule: messenger RNA, 1734 nt
Organism: Candida tropicalis MYA-3404
Lineage: Eukaryota; Fungi; Ascomycota; Pichiomycetes; Serinales; Debaryomycetaceae
Exons: 1
Coding region: 1-1734 (577 amino acids)
Source: RefSeq, a predicted model, not a curated record
AUGAAGUUACUGAAUUUACUACUAUUCUUUUCCGCGGCAAUUGCCAUGGCAGACAUGAACAUGGAUGACAAUGAAGAAAUGGAACACAUGGAUCAUCAAGAUCUUGAACCAACCACUUCAGAAUCAACCAAUUCAACCGAGUCAUUGGAACCUAUACCCCAUGUGAUGAAACAUGCUCAUGGUGUACCUAUUUUACAAACUCAUUUGUUACCAGAAGAAAGAUUAUAUUGGGAAAAUUACAACACUACUACUUAUUUCACAGUCGAAUCAAAACAUCGUCCAGCUUUAUAUUUACAUAUUAUUUCUGGUUUAUUGGCUGUAUUUGUGAUAUAUCCAAUAAGUUUGAUAUUCAACAAUUUAAAUAUGGGUAAAAGUUAUUUGUCUACUCUUUUGGUUCAUUCAAGUACAAUUUUGUUUUCCCUUUUGAAUUAUUCCAUUUUCAUUAAUUCAAUUCCUGAAUUAUAUCCUGGUAAUGCUUAUAAUACUAUGAUUAUUAUUUUAUUUGUUACCACAAUUUUACAACUCAUUUUUGCCUUUAUCAAGAAUAUCGACCCAGGUCAACCAAAUAGAUCGGACUAUUUUGAAUUACACGCUUCCUCGGCGAACACUUCGGAUGAAGAAGAAGAAGAGGAAAGAGAUACUUUGGUUGGGGGUGGAAUUUCUGAAAAGAGUAGAUUUCCUCAAUUGCAAUCCAGAAUCAUGAAGUUUAGAACUUGGGUUUCUGGUACAAUUUUCUAUAAAAUCUCUAGUAUUGGGUUCAAUUUGUUGAAUUGGGGUCAUUUCUUUUAUUACAUGAUUUUAGUACCAACUGGAGUUGCUACAUUCUGUAUUUAUGGUCAAGAGAAAGCUGUUUUCAACUUGUUGGCACACUUCAUUAAAGGUGGAGUAUUCUUUGCCUAUGGUAUUUUAUCCUUGUCCAGAUACUGUGGUGGAUUCACCAAUAAAGGUUGGGCCUGGAACCACAAGUUUAUUGAUAGAACUAAGAGUCAAAGCACUUGGUUCUCAUUGCAAAACAAAGGGUUAUGGACUAUGGAAAUGAUUGAAAGUUCAUUGAUUUUAUUUUAUGGAUCUACUAAUAUUUUCUUGGAACACUUGUCAAAUGCCGGUGCGGAAUGGUCGCCGAAAGAUUUGCAACAUGUUUCAAUUGCGUUUAUUUUUAUUGGAUGUGGAUUGUGUGGGGUUAUCACCGAGAUGAAGUUACAAGAUUGGAGAUAUGAACAAGCAAUUGCUGAUUUAGAAAAAGUGAAUGGUGGUAAUGGUGAUGACACACAAGAUGUUUCAAAUAUCAUUAAAGCAAGUCCUGGUUUUAGUCCAAACCCGUUCCCAAUUGUUACUAUUUAUUGGACUGGCUAUCUUAUGUCAAAACAUCAACAAGCCUCAAGUUUAUCUACUGAAAUUCAUAUUCAAUGGGGUAACAUGUUUGUUAUGGGAUGUGCAUUCAGAUUUAUCACCUAUUUAUUAAUGUUGUUGAAUUCCAAGACACCCAAAGAAUUGACUGGUCCAAGUAGACCUAUUACUGAAUUGAUUGUUAGUUUUUCAUUAAUGUGUGGAGGAUUGAUUUUCAUGGAACUGACAGAUCCAGUUGUUUUAUCCUUUGAAUAUUAUGGAUUGACUAGUAUGUUUACCUUGAACUUGAGUUUGGGAGUUACUACAUUAUUAAUGGGAUGGCAAAUGCUGUUGUUUGCAUUCAAAGAUUGGUUAAAGAAUAAAUAUGCCAAACAAGAUAUUGUAUGA